Messenger RNA from Oryctolagus cuniculus (rabbit), 9355 nucleotides. The record is from RefSeq and is a predicted model, not a curated record. NCBI's taxonomy places the organism in Eukaryota, Metazoa, Chordata, Mammalia, Lagomorpha, Leporidae.
AUGGGUGGUAUGUCGGCGGCUGUUUCUCCCCCACCGCCUCUUCGGGCACCCCGCGCGCCGCAGUCCUGGCCCGGCGGCUCGCGGGGGGCGGCAGGGGACACCGCGCACCCGCGCUCGCGAAGUUCGCCGCGCUGCACCCCGAAGCGGCGCGCGACCUCCGCAGCCCGCCCCCGGGGCGGCGCCCGUCUCCCCGGAGCCCACUCCCGGCCCCGGCCCGCGCCUACCUUGAGCCAGCGCCCGCAGCAAGUGCAGCUGGAGCAGCAGCAGCGCCCACCGCCCGCGGCCCGGGCUGAACUUUGCCGCCCGCCGCCCGGCGGUGCCUGGCGCCGCGCGGGGUCCCGGGCGCUCGCGGCCGAGGCGGGGGCCCGGCCAGGACCCCGCGCGCUCCGGGGGCGGCGGGCCGCCGGCGGUCACCGAGGGCCGGGCACCCCGGACCAUGCCGAGGAGCUGCCCCCCGGAGCGCCACGCCGCACCGGACGGCCGGGACGGCCCCGGGUGGACGCGGCGCCCAGCGCCGAGGGGCGGCGUCCCGGGUGCCCGCGAGAGGGGCGCGGCGGGGGUCGAGCGAGGCGGAGGAGAAGUUGUCAGCGGGGGCAGCGCUCGUCGCGACGCCCGGAGUUCCGGGGCGACCGCCGCCGCCGCCAGGCCGGAACGCGGGGCUCCGCCGCGCUGUCCGAGAGGGGCCAGCCGGGCGCUGAGGCACCGCCGCCGCCGCCGCCCCCACCCGGCGCUGAGGAGAAAGUGCGCCCGCCCGCGCGCCGGCUCUCGCCCUCCGCCGCCGCCGCCGCCGCUCCCCAUUCACAGCCCGGCCGCACGCGCCGCCCGCGCCCGCCGCCCGCCGCUGAUUGGCCGAGGGAGGCGGCUCCGCUCCCGGGACCCGCCCCCACGGCCCUCGCUUGUUUUCAAACUCGACGCGCCCGCCCGCCUGCAAUUUCGCGCCGGCAGCGGCGCUGGACUCGGGCGACUUCCCGCGCCGGCUGCGCCCCCUAGGGACCCGCGGCGGGGACUGCAGGCGGCGCGUCUACGGCACGCGCUCCCCACGGCCGGGCGCGCGGGCAGGGCGGCGCCGCCCGUCCGAGCCCCGUGGCGGAGCGGGCGCCCAGGUGCGGCACGUGCAGGUGUGGCGGGCCUCGCAGACCUGCGGGAGCGGCGGGCGGGUGGGUUCGCCGCUGCGAGCGCCCUGGGAGCCGCCCUGCUCCCCGCCCGGGGCUCUGCGCUUGGGGCGCAGUGGAAGGGGGCGUGGGGGUUCCGCGCCAAGUUGCCGUAAUUGCAAACGAGAAACGGGCGCCAUCGGUUUCCUAAACGCUAGGGACAAAAGGCACCGUUUGGUUCAAAGCCGCCGCCUGCUCAGAGGAGUGGACAUGGCUUCGUAGAGGCGUCCAAGGUCAUGUUUGUCCUGGGGGCCGGCAGCACAGGCCGCCUCCGCCGCUCCCGGGUCUGGAGUAAGGGUCCGUCAUGGGAGGGGUUUCUCAGCGCCCGCCAGGGCGGGCCGGCCGCCCGGCGAGCAUGUGGUAAGCAUUAGCCGAGUUUAUGGGGUGAAGUAAGCGCUCCGGAGCGGAGAGGCCCGCGCGUGGCGGGAGGAGGGCUGGAGGGUGACACCCAGCCUGCUGCUGCUGGGAGUCGGCCGGGAGGAGCCCGGGGGCACGUGAUGGUGACCGGGUGAGAUCACCCAGUGGGGAAGGGCCAGGGGCCCGGGUGUGCGCCCCGAGAGACAGCCGCGUCUGGUGGGGUCCGCAUCUGGACCCCGGGCGGGAGAGUGGGGAGCAGCAGGCCAAGGAGUCGGAGCCUGCAGAGCACCUGUGGGUGCUGGCCAGCAUGGGGCAACCGAGACCCGGGGCAGCUGCCACGUGGAGGAGGCAGACGUGGGACCAGGUGGGACCCCCUCGACCUGCCCCUUGCCCCCUUCCGACGCCGUGCUAGAAGGGACACACACACACACACACCAAAAAAAGGCAGGCACAGAUGGAUGCUCUGUUCUCUGACAACAUCGUGGAGCUUCGAAACGGGCUGUGUCUUCCCGCCUUGCUGUCCUCAGAUGAGACGGGGGCACGGGUGGGCUGUCGUUUGUUUGUCGGUAUUGCCGGCAGCCCUGAGCUACUCAGUGGGCUCUCUGUGGGCCAGCCCUGAGCAGUGGCGCCGUCUCACUGCCUGUGUGUGAGAGGUGCUGGCAGGAGAAACCUCAGCCUUAACCAAGUGGCAUGACCUGCCCAAGGUCAGCAGGUCCCCUCCCCCCGCUGCCCAGUCUCCAUUGCUCUGAGCACCUCUGCUUUGCUGUGAGACUGAGGUUUGGGCUACACCCCUGGAGCAGAUCGGGGCUUUGAGGUCUUCCUACUUGUGACCUUGGGACAGUUGUUGACUCCAUUGCUGCCCAGAGUGAAGGACACUCCCUAUCUCCCGGGAUUGUUGCAGGAAAGUGAGCUAACACACUCCAUAAAUGCUGCUUUUCCAUCCCCUCCCUCGUGCCGGUGUGGCCUUGCUAGAGCCACUGGUUGUGUUCGGUCAGCAGCCCUAUGUCCAUGAGUGUGCUUUCGAAUCGGAGCUGGAGCCCGUAUCCCCAGCCGUACAGUGCCGGCAUGAGCAGGGCUCGGGCCACUUCUUGGCUUCAGGACCCUGCAGAAGUGCCCGGAGCCUCGUUUGCUGUGAUGUAUUCUGCAGUUAGCCAAAAGCUUUGUGGAAACUUGCUUGGAGAUUGGAAAGCCCAGGCGGUGCAGGGGUGGUUGUAAGAGAUGGAUGACGUCACUGCUCCUAGAGAAAGUCCAGGGACCCCUCUGGGAAAUUCUUAUUCCAAAUCUUCCCGCGGAGCAAGGCUCUAUUAUCAUCUCCGUUCUGCAGUUGAAGAAGUCGAGCCAAGAAAGUUUAAUAGAUGCAAAACAACUGUGUUAGAGCCAGGACCAGAAUCCACCUCUCCUGAGCCCCUGUCCUCAGACUGUGUUGCUGCUUCCAGAUUCAUUAGGUCAUUAUAGGGGGAGGGGCAGCUUAAAUGACAGCUGUUCCUUCUUAAAAAAAAAAAAAAAAAACCUGCUUCUGUCCAAAAGGCCAAUUAAUCUCUAACUCAAUUUUUUUAAAAAAGAUUUAUUGGACAUGCAGAAGGACAGAGAGAGAGCAAGCACCUGCAUCCAUUGGGUCACUCUCCCAGUGGCUACAAUAGCCAGGGCUGGGCCAGGCUAAAGCCAAGAGCCAGGAACUCCAUCCAGGCAGCAGGGACCCAAGAACCUGGUUCGUUUUCUGCGGCUGUCUCUGCAUCGGCAGGGAGCUGGACUGUGGGCAGAGCAGCAGGGAAUCAAACCAGCAGUCAGAUAGGGGAGGCGAGCAUCGAAAGUGGCAGCUUAACCCUCUGCACCUCCAUACUGGCCCCUCAACUUAAUUCUACCCAGCCUAACAAGAAGACCCGAGAAGAGGACGUGUUAUGCUUGCACGUUGGCCUUGGAAAGUCUUUAGUGGGAUGUUCUACAAGGCUAGGAGGCACAGGGAUGUUACUCCAGGAAAGCGGACAUAUUUUUCUUUUCGAAAGAAAAAAAAAAAAAAAAAAGACCUGUGGCUGUCCACAGCAAGCAGUUAGGAUUCUCUCUGCUUUAAAAAGAGAGAGGAGAGAGUUUUCAAAACUUAUGAUAAUUUCCGGGGAAUCAGAGUGGUCCCUGAGCCCACGGGUGCUGGCCUGACAAUCAGCCUCACCUGGGAGCCCGUGAGCAAGGCAGCCUGGACCUCCCGCAUCAUACCUGCAUUUAGCAAGUCUCCAGGUGAUUCCUGUGUAAGUCCAGUCUCCUGGGAAUGUAAUGUGAGGACUGGAACCCUCGCUCGUGUUCUCCUCCUCUCUGCACUCAUUUCUCUUUGGCUUCCUUCUGUGUUCUCUCCUCCCUCUUAUGGGCCAGGAGAUAAAAAGGAAACUUCCAAAAAUGAUAGGAUUUUAAUUUUAUUUUUCGAUUUUAAAAGGAAAGCUUGCAACUUCCUAGAACAUCAACAGUUCAGCUGUAUAUAUAUUACAGAUCAGAGGCAUCUUUGUGUCCGUGUGGAAAAAACAACUAGAGAAAGCAGUACUAUUUUGCCAUAUAGGUAGCUUUUAUACAUCAAUGGGAAAAACACAAGCAAGGCCCAUGGAAUGACAAACAGAGUACAGGAACAGGCACAUCUCAGAGAAAUACAAAGGAAAAUAAACAUUUGAAGAGACACAAAGAAAUGGAUCCCAAACAUGAAAAGACCCAAGCAAUAGGGCCAAUAAAAAAUGUGAACAGACAAUGGCCAGAGCUGCAGAGGGUUUGUGGAGAUGCACUCAUGUAUUCUUGGUGAAUAUAUAAAUUAAACAGCCAUGCUGGAGUUGCUAAAUUUUAAAUAGGUAUUGUCUUUGAUUCUCACAAAGGCAUAAAGACAGUACAGUACAUAGAGCAGAUUUAAUGAGUAUUAAAAGAAUAGUUAGAAACAUUGAUAAAUAUUUGCUCUAUGGAGGUAUUUUUUUAUAAAAUCAACAAGUUAAACAGGUAAGUAUUGUCUUAUAAAAGAGCAUGUCUAUAAUGUGGAAUAAUCCUUUUUUUUUUCUUAGAGCAUAGAUGUCAAAUUCAAAACAGGAUUUCCUUCAGGGGACAUAGAAUUACAUGCUUUUCUUUUGCUUUUUAAAUUUCCAAGUUUGUUUUUUAUAAUGAAGAUAAACUAAUAAAGCUUAUUUUUAAAAAGCAGAUGUUGAGCAGAAAGAAGUCCUUUCUUACCUAUACCUCAUUAAGAAACAUCCCCAAUGGGUUCUCAGUGCUUCUGAGAAAAAUAAUCCCCAACCCUCAGAGGCCAAGUUACAACAAGAACUUGUCCACCAGGGAUGCUGUGCCCUUCCGUGUGCCAAUCACGCCCCACCACUGCACAUGCAGGGCAAGCCUGAGAGCGGUCCCUGGGCCCUGUCCCCCGAGAACUCUCCCGACUGGAGGCCUCAGCCCUUCACUCAGAUCCCUGCCAACUGCUAAGCCCAGCCUCAGCCGCACCUUUGUUCCGUUGCCUGGCAACCCAUUAAUGAGCCUCCAGGUGCUGCCUUUGAGCCCUAAUGGGGCAUGUGCUCUGGUUACCUUAGAGCCCAACUAGUUUCCUGAAAAUAUUUUCAGAAGCUAAAAUCUCAUAAAAUACCGUUAAGGAAGCUAUGGAGAAGAGAGGUACAGAACUUUACGGAACCUCCGGUUUUCUUUGAAAGUAUCCCUCACCCUCAGGCACCUUGAUGUUGCAGGAAGCGGGGGUUCGUAACCCCUGACAAGCAGCCGCAGGUGCCUCCCCCGGGCGGCAUGAAUCAGGAAGUCAGGUGGGAGCCCAGCCUGCGGUUUCACAAGGCCCCCAGGUGAUUCUGUGGCAAGUUCAAAAGCCAUUGGCAGGUAGUCAUCCCUCCCAUCCCUGCUUUUCAGCCAGUGAACACUCAAUUAGCACCAGCCCCAGUGCUAGGCAAUAGAGAAACAGCAAUUGUGUGAUAAGCAAAGGCUCCAAAGGGAAUACUGCAUAAGGGAGGUAGUAUUCCAGAAGUAACAUCUAAACGGAGACACAAGGGUGGACAGAGGCUGUUCCAGGCGGAGGGAACAGCACGUGCAAAGCCAAGUUUGAAACUCAGCUUGAGAACAGUGGAGAACCAAGAGGGUUUUCAAUACAGGGAUUGUGCAAUGAAAAAUGCUUUCAGACAUAAUCAUUCAGGCCAUGCCAUGGAUCGAGAUGGGGCAAGACUGGAAGCCAGGAGACCUGCUAGGAGACCAUGGGAGCAAUUUAAACAGGAAAUAACAGCGGCUGGGACGGGGGAGAGGCGACAGGCUAAGGAGCUCUGAGCUAAGGGGGCAUCCAGGCUGGCAGCCUGUUUUCUGGCUUGGGAGGUUGGGGGAAUGUCCAUCUGGUUUCCAAAGAGAGGGAACACAGGUGGAGAUGCAGAGUUGGUGGGAGGUUUGGAUUUGAACUUCCUAACCGUGAUGCACCGCUGGGGCAUCACUUGCAGAUAAGACGUCACCUACGGAUGUUUAGUGGAUGCCGAAUGGCAGAAACAGAGGAAAUGACUUCAAGGCAUCUGCAGCCAGUGUCAGGACGUCAGGGCUAAGUGACCUCUAGAUUUCACAAUGAGGAUAUCCUCACAGGCCCUGUGACAGCCCUGGUAGAGAAAUUAGUGACAAGGAGAGAGGAUGUUUCCAAGCAGUUGAGCACGAAGGUGCUGCAGAAGACGAUAAAGUGGUGACGGAACUGAGACGAGGUUGUUUCCUGCUGACAGGAACCAGGGGGUGAGUAACAGCUCAGGAGGCCGGCCUCUGGGCAUGUCUCGUGCAUUUCUGCAUGGGCUUUAGCCUCGGUCAGGGAGGACAGCGUGCAGCUCAGGAGUGGCCAGGGAAGGAGGGAGGGAGAGAGAGAGAGAGGAGACCUCAACUGAGGGGAGACUUGGCAUCCUUUAGGGCAGAGCAAAAUGCAGAUGGCUUGAGAUGUUUGGAGAAAGAGAGAGACUUUAACAAGGGAUUCAGCAGACAUCUCUCCACCUGACUUUCACAUAAGCCUUUAAUCUUCACAACAGUCCCCAUGUGGUAAAGCACAUGUUUUUCCAUUUGACUGAGGCGAGGCUCAGAUGAUUUAAAUGAUUUGCCCAGGCUGCCUGGCCAGUGAGUGGCGGGCUGGGGUUUGAACCUGCGUCCCCUGAUGCAAAGCGUUGCUUCUGCUUUAGGGGUAGGUGAGACAAAGAUUGUCCAAGCUGCGUCACGAAAACUUAGUAGAGGGGAUCUUAAAGAGCAUCUUGUUUUAAAGAGGAAGUUUGAUGUAAAAUAAAACAAAACUGCCUUCAAUUCCUUUGGGAACAGGCCGUGGACAUAGGGAUGCCCACGGCUGGAGAGGAGGGCUGGGGUUGACCUCAGCACACUGUUCCUGCUAUUGUUAUGGGUGAAAAGGUAGCAGAGAAAGAUGAUCUCGGUCCUUUGUCUCACAUGAAAGAGUUGUCUCACGUGGAAGAGCCAUCAGAAGUGUGUUUGUGGGGUGGGCAACUUGUUUCUACAGUAACCUGGGGGCUCAGAAGAGUGGAAUCCCCACUCCCUUGCUAUUCUCAUGAUAGGAUUGGAAGCUCCUAAGGAGUGGGCAGGCUCUUUGGUUUUUGGUAAAGGCAGCUUUUGGGGGAAAACAUGCAGCAGGAUUUAGCACCUUGAUCCUGCUGAAGGCAACUUUUGAGGGAAGCAAGCAUUGUGUACCCUCUUAGAGGGACUCUGCUUUCGCAUUUUCCACAGGGACCAACGUGCUUGUUAACCCAUCUGACUCCGCACUGUCACCUGUGUGAGAACCUGGUGCUUCUGUGCCAUCGCUCCAGGUCAUUUCCUCUGGCGAAGCACUCAUCACUUAGACUGCACUGUGAGUCACAUGCCAAUGCCACCCCAGUGCCCCAGAGAGCAUGUAGGAUGCUGUUCAGAACAGUUGUUGCAAGUAUAGAUGGAAACGUGUGCGGUCUUCGUUACCCAGUGGAAUAACAUUGAUUAACCCAGAAUCCCAUCCAAAACGUGACAUAAAACAUCAUCUUACUAUGCUCACAGGUUCCAGGAAUCAGAAAUUCAACCAGAACACAGCUGGGAAAGGGUUGAAGGCUGAACUCAUCUGGAACUUCUUCACUCACGUGUCAGACAGGUAGAUGGGCCAAGACCCUGGCCUUGACGAAGGAUUGAUGAGCGGACCAGGGAGCCUUGAAGAAAAGGCACCAAAAAGCCAACAAGGUAACAAUAACAACAAGAGUAUGGAUCAGAAUUCAUCAGUCCCUUCAUUUUGCAAAGGGAGUGCAAGAAACUGUGAGCUUUUGGCCAGAAGAUGACCGGUCGCCUGUCAUGCACCACUCACGGGACAGGGGGAGAAAGACAGCGGCAGUGAACAAGGGACAGAAACAAAGGGCACCUGCUACAGGCGAACCUGGGACACGUGUCUAAAAAUAACACCUGCAGCUCCCUCUUCGGCUUUAAUUAUUUUAACACCCCUGGUGAGCUGUCUGUGAGCGCGGAUGGGAGCAUCUCCAGAGCCUCUCCGGCAGCCCCUGACGCUUGGUUUGUUACUUUAUUUAAAGCUGACACCCAGCGAGGGAGGGAAGCAAGAAGCUGAGGUCCAGGAGGGACAUGGGGAACAACGGCACAUCCACCUACUGCUGUCGGCAGGACGCCAGCUCCCCAGACAGCACGGCUACAGAGGAGUCUGAAAAGCGCCCCACGCUCAGACCUCCCGCCCUGCCUUCUCUGCAGGACCCAGCUCUUCUGAGCGUGAAGGCGGAGCUCGUGUCUUUUCUGCGGCACCAGGAACACAGACUCCAUCGGUGGCGACAGCAGUCGCAAUAGCAGGUGUCUCUGCUGGGCCUCUCCUGGAGAGGAAGUUUCUGGGAUGCUGGAUUCCGUACCCUGCGGUGGAAGUAGUCGCUUUCCGAAUGGUCACCGAGCUGCACCCUUGAGAUCCGGUGACUCCCUCUGUGUGAGCUACACCUCACGAAGCUGUGCCUUCCCACGAUCUUUAGCUCACAGGCUAUGAAAGAUGUCAGGUGGAGUGGGUGUUUGGCACCAUGGUGAAGAUGCCACUUGGGAUGCCUCCUCCUAUAUGAAGGUGCCUGUGUUCAAGUCCCCAGUCUCUUUCCCACCCAGCUUCCUGCUUACGCGCACCCUGGGAGGCAGCAGAUCAAGGACGUGGGUCCCUGUCAACCCCGUUGGAGACCUGGAUGGAGUUCUGGGCUCCUGGCUUUGACUGGCCCAGCCCCAGCUGUUGUGGGCAUUUAAAGACUGGAGCAGUGGUUGGAAGAUCUCUCUGCCUUUUUUUUUUAAGAUUUUUUUAAUUUGAAAAUCAAAGUUAGAGAGAGAGAUUACAGAGGGAGAGAGAAAGAGAUCUUCCAUUCACUGGUUCACACCCCAGAAAGUCACAACAUCCAGGGCUGGGCCGUGCUGAAGCCAGGAGCUUCUUCCAGGUCUCCCACGUGGGUGGCAAGAGCCCAAACAGUUGGGCUAUUUCCGCUGCUUUUCCCAGGCUGUUAGCAGGCAGCUGGAUCAGAAGUGGAGCAGCCGGGACUCAAACCAGCACCCAUGGCUGGGAUGCCUGCAUCGCAGGUGGUGGCUUUGCCCACUAUGCUACAAUGAUGGCCCCCUCUCUGCUUUUUAAAUGGAAAUAAAUAGCUGUGGAAGACGAAAGAUGCUAAGCACACAGAAGUGUGUGGAGAACAAGGAUUUGCAAAGCGUAUACGCACAGUGUCACCUUACCACGGCUCAGUACUUUUCCAUUUCCUCCAAAUCUCAUUCUUUCCUUUGUGAAGAAACCUCUGUGGGUCUCUCUGAUCCCACCUUACCUGCCUUCCUGGAGGUGACACCAUCCCGCACUUAGUGUUUCUGGUCUCCCCAACAUAUACAGUUUAUGUAGCCAUAAGAGAUCC